Molecule: messenger RNA, 699 nt
Organism: Exophiala dermatitidis NIH/UT8656
Lineage: Eukaryota; Fungi; Ascomycota; Eurotiomycetes; Chaetothyriales; Herpotrichiellaceae
Product: transcription initiation factor TFIIE beta subunit
Exons: 1
Coding region: 1-699 (232 amino acids)
Biological process (GO): transcription initiation at RNA polymerase II promoter
Cellular component (GO): transcription factor TFIIE complex
Source: RefSeq, a predicted model, not a curated record
AUGUCGUACUUGUACGCAACGCCGACAUCGGCUGCGGGCAACGAUCCGCGUUCCAACGUGAUCUACGCCCUGGCGAGGCUGAAGGAAAAGUACCCGGAGACCAUCAGUUGGGAUGAACUCCUUGCGUACGUCCUACCAGCACAUCAGCGGGCCGAUCAAGACCAAAUCGUCAAAUUUCGCACAUUCCUCAAUGUCAAUCCCAAAGUCAACUACGAUGCGGCGGCGGACACUUACAAGUUCAAACCGACAUACAACAUCGCCUCUGCCGACGACUUGCUCAAGUACCUCCAAAACCAGGGUUCGGCCCUGGGCAUCAGCGUGCGCGACCUGAAGGAUGGCUGGCCCGAUGUUGAAGAAACGAUUGACCGCCUGGAAGCCCAACACAAACUCCUGGUGGUACGGAACAAAAAGGACCAUCACCCACGCAUGGUCUGGCUCGAUGACCCGACUCUGGUGGCGCCUCUGGAUCAAGAAUUUAAGGACAUCUGGUUACAGAUCCCGCUGCCAUCGGUCGAAGACACGAUUAAGGAACUACGUCGCAUGAACCACAAGUCUACCGGAGAACCUGCACGACCAGACACGGCCACGAGACCAAAGGAGAAGAAGAAAAAGGUUCGGCGUGGUCAGAAGAUCACAAACAUCCACAUGCAGGGCUUGUUCCGGGAUUACUCCGAGAGGAGACCUCAGGGUGGGAAGUAG